AUGGAGCUCAGCAAGGAGGCAGCCCUUUUGUUUGUGCUGGUGCUCGGAGGGACACUUUGCACCGUGCAGCCCAAGAAACUGGUGAGAUGCCCCAACACAUGCAGAUGCACCAAGGAAUCCGUCAUCUGUGUCGGCGCUCCCUGGGUGCCCAAGGCCAUUCCCGGCGACAUCAGCUCCUUGAGCCUGGUCAAUGGGACAUUUUCUGAAAUCAAGGAGAGGACAUUUUCCCAUCUGCCCACCCUGCAGCUGCUCUUGCUGAAUUCUAACUCAUUUACUGUCAUUCGAGACGAUGCCUUUUCCGGACUAUUUCACCUCGAGUACUUAUUUAUCGAAGGAAAUAAAAUCGAGACCAUUGGGCGACAUGCAUUCAGAGGACUGCGCGACCUGACCCAUCUUUCCCUGGCCAAUAACCACAUUAAGAGUUUGCCAAGAGACAUCUUUAUUGAUUUAGAUUCCCUCAUUGAACUAGAUUUGAGAGGCAAUAAAUAUGUAUGUGACUGCAAAGCCAAGUGGUUGUUUUCCUGGUUGAAAAUGACCAAUUCUACUGUAUCUGACGUAUUGUGCGUGGGCCCAUCGGAAUAUAAAGGGAGAAAGCUAAAUGAACUGCCAAGUUUUGACUCCAACUGCAUAACAACAGAUUUUACUGUUCAUCAAGUUUUGCCCUAUCAUUCAGUUUCCGUGGAUACAUUUCAAUACAAGAAUGAUGUCUUUGUGGCCAUUGCUCAGCCCAGCAUGGAGAACUGUAUGAUUUUAGAGUGGGAUCACAUUGAAAUGAACUUCAGAAGUUACGACAAUAUCACAGGUCAAUCAAUUGUUGGAUGCAAGGCUAUUCUCAUAGAUGACCAAGUGUUCAUGGUGGUGGCACAGCUGUUUGGUGGCUCUCAUAUUUACAAGUACGAUGAAAGCUGGGCCAAAUUCACUAAAUUCCAAGACAUCGAAGUCUCGCAGAUAUCCAAACCCAAUGACAUUGAAUUAUUUCAGAUUGAAAGUGAAACUUUUUUUGUCAUUGCCGACAGCUCAAAAGCUGGUCUCACGACCGUCUAUAAGUGGAGCGGCAAAGGGUUCUAUUCGUACCAGUCGUUGCACGAGUGGUUUAGAGACACCGACGCUGAAUUUAUUGAAAUUGAGGGAAAAGCUCACCUUGUGUUAUCCAGUCGAUCCCAAGUUCCUUUAAUCCUUCAGUGGCACAAGAUCACAAAGAAAUUCGUCCCUCAUGGAGACAUACCAAACAUGGAAGAUGUUUUAGCUGUCAAAAGCUUCAAAAUGAAAGACGAACUCUACAUUUCAUUGACCAGAUUUAUAGGGGACUCCAAAGUCAUGAAAUGGAACAGCAAGCAGUUUAUUGAGGUCCAGGCUCUGCCGUCUCGAGGUGCUAUGAGCCUGCAGCCAUUUACAUUCAAGGACAGACACUAUCUGGCACUGGGAAGUGAUUAUACAUUUUCACAAAUAUACCAGUGGAACAAAGAGAAGAAGACUUUUGAAAAGUUCAAAGAAAUCUUUGUUCAAGCACCGCGUUCCUUUACGGCCGUGUCACCUGACCGCAGGGAUUUUGUAUUUGCUUCAAGUUUUAAGGGGAACACACAGAUUUUCGAACACAUUAUUGUUGAUUUGAGUUUGUGAGAACUCUUCUCUUUGUGAGAAAUCUACCGCCAUGUAAACCAGAUACAUUGAGCACCAUAAAGCCAAGAGAGAGACGGCAAAUGAACAUCUACUGGUCAACUCAACUUCGGGGGAAAAAUACAUUUUAGUUUGUACUUGCAAAAUGAUAGCUAACUGCAUGACCAUGUAUGUUUUAACGACUUCACUUGUUUUUUUUUAAAUAUUAGGUAGAUGCUUUGGAAUGUUUUUACCAUAAAAAACUAAUACCAAACAGUGCGAGUUAUAAGAACAGAGCAUACAAGUUUUACUUAUGAAUGAGGAUUGUUAUAUUGUCCUAUGCCAUUUAUAUACAGUAUGGUUACUUUAUUGUUGCACAUCUAUUUUGCUUUCAUUGUUUAAAGGGAUACUGUCAUGGAAAAACAUGUAACAUCAGUUAAUAGUGGUGCUCUAGCAGA
Xenopus laevis (African clawed frog) is the source of this 2054-nucleotide messenger RNA. RefSeq names its product leucine-rich repeat LGI family member 2 S homeolog (gene lgi2.S). Gene Ontology annotation, cellular component: extracellular region. Gene Ontology annotation, biological process: inhibitory synapse assembly. The record is from RefSeq and is a predicted model, not a curated record. NCBI's taxonomy places the organism in Eukaryota, Metazoa, Chordata, Amphibia, Anura, Pipidae. The transcript is spliced from 8 exons. Bases 1 to 1620 code for a protein of 539 amino acids.